Brassica oleracea var. oleracea is the source of this 3026-nucleotide messenger RNA. RefSeq names its product heat shock 70 kDa protein 17-like. Gene Ontology annotation, cellular component: endoplasmic reticulum chaperone complex. The record is from RefSeq and is a predicted model, not a curated record. The transcript is spliced from 15 exons. Gene Ontology annotation, biological process: negative regulation of hypoxia-induced intrinsic apoptotic signaling pathway; endoplasmic reticulum unfolded protein response; cellular response to hypoxia. NCBI's taxonomy places the organism in Eukaryota, Viridiplantae, Streptophyta, Magnoliopsida, Brassicales, Brassicaceae. Gene Ontology annotation, molecular function: ATP-dependent protein folding chaperone; ATP binding. Bases 163 to 2790 code for a protein of 875 amino acids.
UUCUCCGUUAAUAUAUACACACUCUCGUCUCCGUUUGUUCACUUUAGUUUUCUCGAGAAAUCCUCUGAAUCUGCAAAUCGAUUUCCUCCGGAGAAUGCGAUCGGAGCUCGGAAACUGAGGAAGUGCGGCUCUAAUCUCGUUGUUUUAGUUAACGAUAGGAAAAUGAGGAAGAAGAUGUGUACCGUGUUAGUGUUGCUCUUGUCAUUGCUCUCUGUACUCUUUGUACCAUCGGAAUCAGCUGUUGCAAGCGUAGAUCUAGGUUCAGAAUGGGUGAAAGUCGCCGUAGUUAACAUCAAACGAGGGCAGAGUCCGAUCUCUGUAGCCAUCAACGAGAUGUCCAAGAGGAAAUCCCCAAGCUUAGUUGCCUUCCACUCCGGUGACAGGUUGCUAGGCGAGGAAGCUGCAGGGAUCACGGCUCGUUACCCUAAUAAAGUUUAUUCACAGCUUAGAGACAUGGUUGGGAAGCCUUUUAAGCAUGUCAAGGAUUUUAUUGACUCUGUGUACUUGCCGUUUGAUAUCGUUGAAGAUUCUAGAGGCGCGGUUGGUGUAAAGAUUGAUGAUGGGACGACUGUUUACUCGGUGGAGGAGUUGUUGGCUAUGAUCUUGGGGUAUGGGUCUGACCUGGCUGAGUUCCAUGCGAAGAUCCCGGUGAAGGAUAUGGUUGUUUCGAUUCCACCUUACUUUGGGCAGGCGGAGAGGCGGGGUUUGAUCCAGGCUUCUCAGUUGGCUGGGGUUAAUGUUCUGUCCCUGGUUCAUGAGCAUUCCGGUGCAGCUUUGCAGUAUGGGAUUGAUAAGGAUUUCGCGAAUGGGUCGAGACAUGUUAUAUUUUAUGACAUGGGUUCGAGUAGUACUUAUGCUGCCCUUGUCUAUUACUCUGCUUACAAUGAGAAGGAGUUUGGCAAGACUGUUUCUGUCAACCAAUUUCAGGUCAAGGAUGUUAGAUGGGACUCGGGACUUGGAGGACAGAGUAUGGAGAUGCGCUUGGUAGAGUACUUUGCAGAUGAGUUUAACAAACAGCUCAGUAAUGGAGUUGAUGUGAGGAAGUUCCCUAAAGCAAUGGCUAAAUUAAAGAAACAAGUCAAACGUACAAAGGAAAUUUUGAGUGCAAACACUGGGGCUCCAAUAUCAGUUGAAUCUCUCCAUGAUGAUCGUGAUUUCAGGAGCACAAUUUCCCGUGAGAAGUUUGAGGAACUCUGUAAAGAUCUUUGGGAAAGGUCUCUUACACCUUUAAAAGAUAUUCUCAUGCAUUCAGGUUUGAAGAUGGAUGAUAUAUAUGCAGUAGAGCUAAUAGGAGGAGCUACUAGAGUCCCCAAACUACAGAGCACGAUCCAGGAAUUUAUUGGGAAGCAAGAUUUAGACAAACAUCUGGAUGCUGAUGAGGCUAUUGUCCUCGGCUCAGCACUACAUGCUGCUAACUUGAGCGAUGGAAUCAAAUUGAAACGUAGGCUAGGUAUAGUUGAUGGUUCCCCAUAUGGAUUUCUAGUUGAGAUGGAAGGUCCUAAUGUCAAGAAAGAUGAGAGCACAAAGCAACAACUCGUACCACGGAUGAAAAAGCUACCCAGCAAGAUGUUCAGAACAUUUGUCCUUGACAAAGAUUUUGACGUGUCACUUGCUUAUGAGUCCGAGGAUAUCCUACCCCCAGGAAUUACCUCCCCUGUGUUUGCGCAGUAUUCUGUUUCUGGUUUGACGGAUGCAACUGAGAAAUAUUCUUCCCGGAAUCUGUCAGCACCUAUCAAGGCAAAUCUGCAUUUCUCUCUAAGUAGAAGUGGGAUUCUCAGUCUAGAUCGGGGAGACGCUGUCAUUGAAAUCACAGAAUGGGUAGAAGUUCCAAAGAAGAACGUGACUAUCGAGAGUAACACAACCUCAACAACAGGCAAUGCCUCUACUGGAGCUGCCUCUGACGAGAAUUCACAAGAAAAUAAAGAGGAACUACAAGCUGAUGCUGGAAACAGCACUGCUGAAGAACCAGUUGUGGUAGACCUGGGGACAGAAAAAAAGCUGAAAAAGCGGACAUUUAGGAUUCCUCUGAAGGUAGUUGAGAAAACUGUUGGACCUGGAGCACCUUUUACGAAAGAGUCUCUUGCUGAAGCUAAGACAAAAUUAGAAGCCUUGGACAAGAAAGAUAAGGAAAGAAGAAGAACGGCCGAGUUAAAGAACAAUCUUGAAUCUUAUAUAUAUGCUACCAAAGAGAAGCUAGAAACACCUGAAUUUGAAAAGAUUUCCACCCAAGAAGAGCGCAAGGCGUUUGUUGAGAAGCUUGAUGAGGUGCAAGAUUGGCUUUACAUGGACGGUGAGGAUGCUAAUGCCACAGAGUUUCAGGAGCGACUUGACUCACUAAAAGCCAUUGGCAGUCCCAUAUCUUUGCGAUCGGAUGAGCUUACAGCACGACCCGUAGCAGUUGAAUACGCUCAAAAAUACCUAACCGAAGUGAAGGAGAUCAUAAAAGAGUGGGAGACGAACAAAACUUGGCUUCCAAAAGAAAAAAUCAACGAGGUCUCAAAGGAAGCAGAGAAAGUAAAAAGCUGGUUGGAGAAGAAUGAAGCUGAGCAGAAAAAGACUUCUCUGUGGAGCAAGCCAGUGUUCACGUCAGAUGAAGUGUACGCCAAAGUAUUUACUAUGCAAGACAAGGUGACGAAGGUGAAUAGGAUUCCAAAGCCGAAGCCAAAGAUAGAGAAACCAACAAAGAAGGAGAAUACAACGGAGGAAAAAUCAAAAGGCUCAGAAGACUCCACCAAUUCUACUGAAUCUGAAGCUGCCGCCAAAGAAGAAGAGGGCCACGACGAGCUUUGAUUAACAUUAAAUACAUAAUAAUAGAGUUUUUCAUUGAGCUUAACUUUUGUGUGUUUUAGUGUCAAAUAGAGGGUUGGUUAGUAAAAGCCAAGCUGAACUGAGCUGAGCAAAAGGAUUUGAUUCCUUUCUCAACUUCUUUCAUCAUAUCAAGUUUUGGUCUCUUUUAUCUUCUUUCAAUUGAAACCUUAAAAAUAGUUGGGCUUUAUUAUUCACAAAGCAGAGAGCAACUUUAAGUA